Molecule: messenger RNA, 2393 nt
Organism: Mytilinidion resinicola
Lineage: Eukaryota; Fungi; Ascomycota; Dothideomycetes; Mytilinidiales; Mytilinidiaceae
Exons: 4
Coding region: 166-2277 (703 amino acids)
Source: RefSeq, a predicted model, not a curated record
CUAAGCCUCAUCUAUGCUCUGCCAUGCCCUCGCUAUAGGAAAUCUGAAUUUCCUAUUUCCCAAGAUCCCUCACCUUAUUCUUUGUCCAUCCAGCUCAGAACGAGAACAGCCAAUCGGCACCAUCGCCUCCCCUAAGCAAUAACAGUCGCCCACAAUACUUACGAUAUGAACUUUACUAUAUCUUUCCCUCCUUCCGAAUCAAACCGUUCAAAUAAAGGAGGUCGUUCUUCAGAUUGUUCAACACCGGAAUGUCGCUGCUCAUUGUCCUUCGCCCCACAACGUGCUACCCUAAUCAAUAGCACUCGGGUCGCUAGUUUGCAAACUGUGCAGCGCUUCUCCCCCGCCGCCGACCAAAACAAGCUGAUAUCCUCAUGGAAAAAAAUGAGUUCCGAUAGAAAGGUGUCUUUGUCGUUUCACCAAACGAUAUCAGCCAUUGUUCUCAUCGUAAACAUUGUCUGGACGGCCUGGGCGAUGUCCAAGAACAACACCAGGAAUGGUAUCGGUACCCUCUUUCAGGGAGAUUGUGGCGUCGUCAAGAAGCUAGAUCUUUGGCUCCACCUGCUUAUUAAUAUACUAUCGACAGUACUACUUGGAUCAAGCAACUUUUGCAUGCAGAUUUUGGUAGCACCGAGUCGAAGAGAAGUGGACGAGGCACAUAGAAAGAGGAAGUGGCUCGAUAUUGGAUGUCCCAGUCUGCGCAACCUGAGACACAUCGCCUGGAUUAGAAGAGUACUCUGGUUUCUCUUGCUUGUCAGCUCUGCAUUCCUCAGUCUCUUCGAUUUUCAGGAUAAUACCAGGCCCUGGAACGUUUCAGAUGUCACCUCAGCUCAACUUCAAGUUCGAGCUUGGAACUUUGAAGUCCUGGACAAAACAACCUGCAUCAAAAGAUACACCGAUGUCCUCGACGUUGCUGGAGAUGUCGUUGUCAUUACAACCCUGGCGAAUAAUUCGAUUACCUUUAACGAUGGGACGUCACUCAUUUCCGAUUGGCGCCGCCCUACGGUGAGAAAUGCAUGGGAGGAUGCUCCUAUUUGGGUAUGUGAUUAUCCCGGCAGGGGAAGGUAUGAUUUCUGCAACUUUGACAACAUGCGUCCACAUGUGUCAAACUGGACAGUCUGGUUACCACCAGAUUACCACUUGACCGUCAGCCACUGCCUCAGCGCUGGGACCGGGUCCAACAACAAGCGGUGCUCUUUUCAUUACAGUCCGCCUAUCAUGAUCACCGUCUGCAUACUAAACGCAAUAAAGUGCGCGCUCAUCUGCUAUACCGCAUUUUGCGUUAAAGAAACCACUCUUAUUACCUUAGGCGACGCCAUUGCUUCGUUUCUAGAGCAGAACGAUUCAAACACAAGCCAAAUGUGUGGUUCAAACUUCGGGGACUUCGACAAGCAAGUGUGGGAGCUCACGAAACUUCCGUGGCAUCCUCAGAAGCACACACGGUGGUUUGGGGCAGCCAGUAAACAUAGAUGGGUGACUACUAUGGCUGUGCCUAUGGUAACUUUGAUCAUCGUUAUCGUUCUCCUAUCCGACACUCUGAUUAAUCAACGUUCCCGGAAACUCGCCACCGACUUUUCAAGCCUUUGGAGAGAAGGCAUCGGAGAAGUCCAUGCAUACACAGUCACCGGGGGAGUCUUGAUUAUGGCGAAUCAAACGAGAGCCUUCCUAGCCUGCGUAUUAUUUGCCAACAUGUUCCAGGUCCUUUGCUCUUUUAACUAUCUGCUCAUCAACAGCCUCUUCACAAGCAUCCUUGUAGCCUGCGAGUGGCUCAACAUGACGCGCCAUAGACGCCCGCUCCGUGUAUCCUUCCCUGUCAAACUCCAGCGAUCAUCUUACUUCCUCUCUCUACCGCUGCGCUAUGCGAUCCCGCUUUCUGGCUCUUCAAUGCUCCUUCAUUGGCUUAUUUCCCAGAGCGUUUUCGUGGUGCAAACAGCAGGGUGGAAUGCCGACGGCUCGCGGAACUACGAAUACGAUGCUUCGAGGGUGGGCUGGUCAACCAUGGGCAUCAUCUUUAGUCUAGUCGCAGGCUGCGUUAUUGUUUUCACGGCGCUCCUUUUGGGAUUCCGGAAACUACCACGGAGCGCAAUGUUUGCGCCCUUGGUCAGAACCUGUAGCGCUGCGAUUAGUGCGCAGUGUCAUCGCCCACCGAAGGAUAGAGAGGCUCAUCUACUGCCCGUUCAGUGGGGUGUCGUGAGUUGGGAUGGCCGGAAAGAGGUUGGGCAUUGCAGUGUUGCUACUGUGCGUGUUGCGCCACCGAUUCCAGGGCAUAUAUACCGAUAGCAUUCUAUGCAAGAUUACCGAAGACUACUCAGCAUCAAGGCCUUUCGUUCGAUUUGUCCUUAGUUUGAUCAAGAGUAUACUCAGCUCCAAGACUGGCAACCCUCGUCUUAAAACAG